AAAAAAAACAAUGAUUGUUUUGUUUUGUUUCAGUAUUUUUUUUACUGUGGCUAAUAAAUUUACUAUAAUCACAGAGUACAUUGUAUGCUAUUGCUGUAUCGUUUGCUCUGUCUAAGCUGUGGUAACAAACAGCUUCAACAACGAAAUCACUAAAUUAUCAGUCUUCCAAAGUGCACAAAAUAAUUGUUUAAAUAAGAAAUGUCAGAAGCCAAUGAAAGUCCUGUACUUUUACCUCACCAUGAGCAGCAGCCACUGUGCACUACGCGCUUACCUUACAGACAGGGAAGAAAACUUACAGCUGUCAAAACUUACACAGUGGUGAACGAGUCGAACCAUCUAUUAAUAUUUGGUGUACCCACACUGAAUCUUCGUCAAGAAUUGAAGGCGUUGUACUACAAGUUUGGUAAACUAAUUCACUUCAAUGUUACCAAGGAGCAUAUAGCAGAAGAAUUUACGGAGACAUACCACGCUGCCUUCUGUGAUAUUCAAUCUGCAAGACAGGCUAAAAGAUUUACUGACACAAAGAACUUCUAUGGUGGAUGUUUGCAUGUGUGCUAUGCACCGGAGUAUGAAAGUGUUCAGGAGACGAGAAAUAAAUUGUUGCAACGGCAACGAAAUGUAUUAUUUAGGCUUAAGAAUUUGCAGAAACAAAGUAAUCAUGAAGUUGAAGUUACAGCAGACAUUGCUAAACAUAAUGUUGUGGACUCAUCAAAAACUGAUAAGGAUUCUAGCGUGAAAUUGAAUAUGGGUGAAGUUAACACAAUUUCGAUACACAAUGAAGUCAAUAGAAAGAGAAAGGAUCAAAGUAAUUGUGUCGUUCAGAAGAAAUUCAAACCUUGUUUCGUAGAUAACAUUAAUGUACACGAGAAAAAUAAUAUGAAAACCAAUGACAUUGCUUUAAAAAAUAAAUGUGAUAGAACUUUAGAAAGUUGUAGAACUAAUAUUAGUACUAGUCCUGAAGAAAUAAUAGAUUUCACUUCGACCGAGACAGAAACAAUAACAAAUAUUAACGAUAGUUUAAAUUAUAGAAACUUUGGCAACGAAGACAUUAGAAAAGUACAACAAAAGCCAAUCAAUAGGAUCAAGUUUAAUUUUAUGAAAUAAUUACAGAAUUAUUUAAGUUU
This is a messenger RNA of Chilo suppressalis (striped riceborer), 1124 nucleotides long. The record is from the annotation of a GenBank genome assembly. Lineage: Eukaryota; Metazoa; Arthropoda; Insecta; Lepidoptera; Crambidae.